AUUAACUUUUUCAGAUUGUUUUGGUGCACACAUGAGUGAAUAUCAAAGAAGAAUGAUACCAAAUGGUUGCUUCAUAAUAAAGAACCUUUUCAUUCACUUAAACAAAAGGUUUAUUCCCUCUGUGGACCGUAAGAAAAAGAAUGAAAAAAUUUAAACUAAACCUAGUCUUCUCUUUUUGCUCUUGCCCACAGCUCUCUUUAUGAAACUUUGUAGAUCCACUUUAACUACAGUUCUUUGUAUUAUAGGACCGGAAAGUUACACUUUUACAAAUUGUUUAUCUGUUUAUGUCUAGAGUGCUUAAUCAUGGCCUAAGUGUAAUGAUGUUAUGAAUACAUCUAAUCAUGUCUUUUCUCUUCUUUGCCUGAACUAUUAGCACUAUUUUUUCUUCAGCUUCAUGCCCUUAUAUAUCUCUCAGUAUCCUGAUAUUGGUGCCAUGUCUCUCACUCAAUCUUUGUUAUGUCAGCUACUGGAACAAAACGAAUCAACACUAGACCGGUUCAGAGAGAUGCUUUGGUUAAGCAAACCGCCACCAAGGGACCUUAUGGUGGUAAGAACCCAGGAUGCACAACGAGCUGCGGAUUGAGGUUGCCGAGGAAAACAGAAGCCACAGCAGCAAGACUGAUCAAGCAUCUUGGCUGUAAAUUUGCAAAAGGUUUGCGUCUGGUGGUGAUGCGGAAGAAGAGAAAAUCUCCACCUUCCAAGGUUUCUUCUUCUUCUUCUUCUUCCUCAGGGAGAUCUCAGCCGUCGAUCAUGCCAAUAAGCAAUGACAGUCAUAGAUCAAAGGCUAUAGAAGACUGCAUAGAGUUCAUCAACUCAUCGUCCUCCUUCACCAGAUCAAACUCUACUUCUUAAUAAGUUUCAUCUCUCCCAAAUCCGUUGUCCCCCGUUGUUCAUUGUCUAUAUCUAUUUGCUUAUUUGUGAGAAUAUUGCAAGAAAUGUCUUUAAGUCUCUAUGUGACUUUCUGUUGAUGUGUACUAUGGCAAUAGUAAAAGUAAAUAUAUGAAAUCAGUUAUCAUCGUCCUCUUGCUCUGUCUAGAGAUUUGCUAUU
Molecule: messenger RNA, 1048 nt
Organism: Raphanus sativus (radish)
Lineage: Eukaryota; Viridiplantae; Streptophyta; Magnoliopsida; Brassicales; Brassicaceae
Product: josephin-like protein
Exons: 1
Coding region: 457-852 (131 amino acids)
Source: RefSeq, a predicted model, not a curated record